AUGGCCGGUAAUAAGUCACAGGUGUUGUCGCUGUACAGACAGUUUCUGCGUAACGCUAGCAAGUUCGAAGACUACAACUUCAGGAACUACUUCUUACGCAAGUCCAGAGAUGAGUUCAAGAAGCACAAGGAUGUUUCUGACCCCGCAGAGAUUGCCAAUUUCAUCAAAAGUGCUAGACAAGAUUUGUUAGUGUUGAAGAGACAGGCUGAAAUUUCACAGAUGUACCAUUUCGACAAGCUUGUGGUUGAGAAGUUAGACCGCCACCACCGCACUUAA
Messenger RNA from Kuraishia capsulata CBS 1993, 276 nucleotides. RefSeq lists its product as uncharacterized. Gene Ontology annotation, biological process: iron-sulfur cluster assembly. The coding region runs from base 1 to 276 and encodes 91 amino acids. Lineage: Eukaryota; Fungi; Ascomycota; Pichiomycetes; Pichiales; Pichiaceae. The transcript has a single exon. Gene Ontology annotation, cellular component: L-cysteine desulfurase complex; mitochondrion. The record is from RefSeq and is a predicted model, not a curated record.